AUGUACAUCUUCCUGGUUUUGGGUAUUCUCAGCAUCUUGGUAGGGGUGCUCUGGAUCAUUUUCAUGCCUGAGACCCCCAAUAAGGCCAAGUUUCUCACACACGAGGAGCAAGUCAUUGCCGUACAGCGUGUUGCGCAGAACAUGACUGGCAUCAAGGGGUAUGAAUGGAAGUACUACCAAAUGUGGCAUGCAGUGAUCGAUGUCAAGACUUGGCUGGUACUGGCAUUUGUUCUCUUCACUCAACUCCCUAAUGGCGGUCUCACAUCAUUCGGAAGCCUGGUUAUCUCAGGGUUUGGCUUCAACGCUUUCCGAACACUGCUCAUUGGCCUCCCUUCAUCCGUUGUUAGUGCGGGUAGCAUGAUUGUUUGGGGAGCCAUUUCAAUCAAGUACGGGAACCUCCGAACAUGGGGCAUGAUCAUACCUCUGCUGCCCGCGAUUGCAGGAAUCGCGGCUGUCUAUGCAACUAUGGAUACUGGGGCAAACAAGUAUGGGCGGGUAGUUGCAUACUGGCUGAUCAACUCAUACGCUGUAACAUGGCCGUUUGUCUUGACUAUUGUCGGUCAAAAUGUUGCAGGCCAUACCAAGCGGGCGUUUACUAACACGAUGCUCCUCAUGGUCUUCGCUGCAGGAAAUAUUGCUGGCCCAUUCUUUUUCCGCAGUCAAGACGCCCCAAAGCGCCGGGAUACCAAGUAUGGUAACAAUGAUGGGGUCGAGGAGAAGGUUGAUGGGAUGAGGCUUGGAAUGCACGACAAGACAGACUUGGAGAAUUUGGAUUUCAGAUAUGUUCUCUGA
Messenger RNA from Colletotrichum fioriniae, 792 nucleotides. The record is from RefSeq and is a predicted model, not a curated record. Lineage: Eukaryota; Fungi; Ascomycota; Sordariomycetes; Glomerellales; Glomerellaceae.